AUGUCGGCGACCAUGUCGACAGACCUCUUCAGGUUCGACGACGACGACCAGGUCUCCCCCUCCGACGCCCUGUUUCCCCCGAACCUCUCCCUCCCCGGCGACUUCCUCUCCCCCGACUCGCUCUCCAUCUCGCCGCGCUCAUCUUCCAACCCUUCGCUCUCGACUUCGGGCGACUCCCCACUCUCCUUCACCACCGACGAGUACCUCCUGAACAACUCCUUUGGCACCGAUGCCCUCGACCUUCUCAUCUUCCCCGAGGACGACAACAAUCUCCUGAACACCAACCAGAACCAGACCGCCAAUGCGACCCCGUCCAAGCCUCAGAUCCAGGAGACCAUCCCGCUGCUUCCCCAGCAGACAUUUGACGGCCUUCUGAACCAGUGGCGCAUGGAGCUGCCCCAGGCCCCCUUCUUCCAGCAGCAGCACCAGAUGCCCCAGCUUGUUGUUCCCCCGUCCGUGCAGCAGCAGGCUCCGCCGCAGCCCCAGCCUCAGCCGCAGGCGCAGGUCCAGCCCGCUCCUGUCGUCAAGGCUAGCCCGGCUCCCCCUCCCCGCCGUUCUGCACCGAACGCUCCACUGAACAAGCGCGCGACGACUCCCCCGACCAACGUCGGCAAGCACAACAAGACCGAACGCCGCUACCGCCAGAAGGUGCAGCAGGCGCAGGGCGACCUCCGUGACGCCGUCCCCGCCCUCCGUGUUCUUUACGGCACCUCGACCGAGGAGCAGAAGGCGACGACCGACAUUCGGGCUCCGGAUGGCACCGUCGACGGCCUCGGCGAGGUGACCCGCCCGAACGCGUCGGCCAAGGCGACCAUCCUGAUCGGAGCGCGCAUGUACAUUGAGCUCCUGCAGCGUCGCACGGCCACGCUUCAGCGCAAGGUCGACGAGCUCGAGAACUUCCGCCUCAUGGCCGAGGGACCCGUCAACUUCGAGAACUGGCGCGCCGACUUUAACCAGCGCGAGGCCGUCAUUGCGGCGCAGGCUGCUGCGCUCGCUGCUGCUCGUGAGAAGGACGAGUCGGGCGAGGACGAGGAGGACUCGGACGACGGCGAGGCACCCCGCAAGCGCAAGCGUGUCACGAAGAAGGCGCCCGCUUCCAACAAUGUCCGUGCUUUCGCUGCGUUCGCGGCCACCUUUGCCCUCGUCCCCAGCUCGAACGUGUACACACCGUCAACGGCUCAGACGGCGCAACAGCUCAGCGAAAUGUCCAAGGGCAAGGUUCUCGCGCGCCUUCCCUUCAUCACGGCGGAGCACUCUUCGCGCCUGCUCGCGCGUGCGCUCCCGACCGCCCUGGUUCCCUCUCCGAACCUCAUCGUUGACUGGACGAUGCGCAUCUUCUUCACCAUGUUCCUCGUGUGGCUGUUCGGCCCCUUGGUCGAGCGCGCUGCCCGCAAGCACAGGCACAAGGAGACUGGAGCUGGUACGCUCAGGAGCAUGGCGAAGGAUGUCGUGUCCAUCAACAAGCCCGAGAAGCUGUCGCCAGAGUGGAACGCGCUCGCUGCCCAGAUCGUCGGCGGCAUGCUCAAGCCCUCGCCUCUCGUCAAGGCCCAUGUUGCGCUGCGCCUCUACCGCGCCAACGAUGCCUACUCGCUUGCCAUGCUCGCGCUCAUGGCGCCUGAGUACUCGGGCAAGAUCUGGGUGCACGCGCGCGCCAAGGCUGAGCCGGGGACGCUGGCCACUGUGCUCGCUCUUCCGCUCGAGGAGGCCGCACGCAGCCUCGAGCUCGUCCCGCCCACCACUGCGCCCAUUGCCGCCAUCAGCGAGCAGAUCAACCUCGUCCACCUCUACGACCUGUACAGCCGGUUCUUCGUCCGUCUCGUUUCCGCGGUCGGCAAGGCGUCCACUCUCUCUGGCAUGCUCGCCGCGGUCAAGGGCAGCGAUAUGGCUCUUGACGGCUUCGACGCCGAGAUCCGCGCCGUGCUGAAGGGCGUCCCCCGUCACUCCACCUCGCACGCCCUCGGCCUCGUGCUCCUUGGUCUCUGGGGCCUGUUCAGUGGGUACGCCUCUCCCGCCGUUCUCGUCUCCGCUCUCGCGAACGAGGAAGUCCAGGGCCCGCCCCUCCGAAGCGUCUCCGUCAUGCUCGAGCUGCUGUACCCGGGCAGCUCGCACCCGCAAACGAGCGAGCUCCCCAUCCCCUCUAACGCCAAGGCGAUCGACAAGCUCGCCGUCGCGUGUAUCGGCUUCGUCGACCUCAUGACUGGGUCGACGGAACAGAGGCGUGUGCAGAAGGAGGCGGCGCGUCUCCGUCUCAUUCUGACGCAGGCAACGUUCGUCGGGCUCGACGACGGCGAGGAUGGCGUGUUCGAGGACGCUAGGCAGAAGCUGGUCGGCAUUCUGGCCAAUGUGGGCCGCGCGGCGAGUGGGCGUGGCAUCCGCGCCGACGACUCGGGAUUAGAGACGGAUGAUGAGUGGUAG
Messenger RNA from Trichosporon asahii var. asahii CBS 2479, 2415 nucleotides. RefSeq lists its product as uncharacterized. Gene Ontology annotation, molecular function: protein dimerization activity. The transcript has a single exon. The record is from RefSeq and is a predicted model, not a curated record. The coding region runs from base 1 to 2415 and encodes 804 amino acids. NCBI's taxonomy places the organism in Eukaryota, Fungi, Basidiomycota, Tremellomycetes, Trichosporonales, Trichosporonaceae.